AUGGGAGACGUCUUCAUUCCCUUUAUCCGGAGCUCUCUUCCUGAUGAGCUUGCCUCAGUACUUCACGACCAACUUCAGAAAUUGGAGAAUGGAGAUUUCUUGGCAAUCUUUCAACAUCCAGACGUACAAGUGCUCCUCGGACACCGGGAUGACACGGGAGAUAUCAACCUGAAGGAUCCAACAGUCGGAGAUCUUGCAUUGACAGAUUUCGUGCUUUGGAGUGAUUACGUAUUCCACCGUCUAGGCUUUGUUCUAUCGAGAAGAAGGGAAAAUGAGGGGACGCCUCCGCAAGAAACCGCCGCCUAUCGCCAACACCUCUAUUUCAUCGUGGCCGUUGCUUCGCUUUAUGCAUUCUUACAGUCUACUGUUACUGGUCCUCCACUUAGCUUUGACUCUGCGGAAGUACUCCUCCCUAAGGCUUACACGUCGAGUAAACAGGCUCUUUCCUCGUACAGAGGAGAGCUCAUUUCAUCUCUCACCGUAGAUGGAGUCGCAGCGUAUAAACUCACACCAAACAUUGAACUUUUUUGUCUAGCGGAGACAAUCUUGAUAUGUCCUCCUAUUCAGAAAAACAUUGAAGCGUCCACCUGGGCCAGAUUAAGAGUCAAUUUUCUCCAUCAACGGCUUCUCUCAGAAAUCGCACCUUCAUUGCAAACAUCUAUAUACGAUGACCUAGAUGCUCUUGGAAGUGUCGUGUUGGGACCAGAACUAAAGCAUAACAUCGACAAUCUGCGCGCUAAUUUCCUGCUUGAGCGAGCGGCCAUCCAUAUGCAUCAUGGAUUCGACAAAAGGGCGAGAGCGGAUCUUGACCAAGCAGCUACCGAAAGGAAAUUCGAGUUUGCGUUAACUGGCUUAAUGGGUAAGCGUACCAGGUUUCAAGAAAAGGAGACAAGUCAAUUGCUAGUCCUUGCUCGGAGUGCCAGUUCAGAGACAAAUGGUGCUUCCGCUGGGAUUUUGAAACCCAGGAACCUGGAUCUCAAUGAUGAUACCCUGCUUGAAUCGAUUUCAUUCACCGAAAAACCAUCGUCCACCGAGAUCAAUGACGAGUCUUCUCUUCCUCCUAGUCUCGCUUCUUUAGAUCCCUCUAAUCAGCCGCUUCUGGAUCCCUUGGAUUCUGUCAUACUGCUAUCUCUUGCCUCUUCGAUUACUAACACCAAUCCUGCUGAUGGUCUGACAAGAGAAGAGACUGUUCCUUAUGCCAAUCGUGUUUUGGAUGGCGGGAGCUCAAAUUGGCAAGUAUACACGCAAGCGCUACUGGUCCGCAGUCGAACCGAGGGCUAUCGAUCAAGAACCAUGGAGCGCGGCCUCUUGCAGCUUCAAGCCUUAGUUGACCAGGUCAUUGCAGAGACUACCAACUCUCCAACCGCAGCAAAUGGAGAGUCGAAUCAACAAGUAACUUCAUUCCUGCCAAAAGCUAAAGAUGGGGAAUCCGCCCCGGUUGAAGAGCGUCUCCGCUACAUCUUCGCUCUCUGCUCGCCAUCACGUUGGGAACUCGAGGCCGAACUUGCCGCUCGUUGGGUUCAUGUCGGAGGCCUUCGCUCCGCACUUGAAAUCUACGAGAGACUUGAAAUGUGGGCUGAGGCUGCCUUAUGUUGGGCAGCAACAGAUAAAGAAGAUAGAGCAAGGAAAGUUGUUAGAAGGCAACUCUUCCAUGCGACGAAUAGCGACGAUAGCAUGGCCGAUCUAGAGGAAGAGAAAUGGGAAGGUGCGGCGAGAAACCCACCGCCGGAAGAGGCACCAAGACUGUAUUGCAUCCUAGGAGACAUCGACAAAGAUAUGGAAAUGUACGAAAAGGCAUGGGAGAUUUCCCACAAGCGAUAUGCUCGUGCACAGCGUUCUCUUGGUCGACAAUACUUUUCCCAACAGGACUACACCAAGGCGGCAGAAGCCUACUCGAUGUCUCUCAAGAUCAAUGCUUUGAACCAUUCCUCAUGGUUUACUCUUGGGUGCGCAUAUCUCGAACUGCAGCAAUUCAUGAAGGCAGUAGAAGCAUUUUCUCGCUGUGUCCAGCUCGAGGAUGAGGAUGCGGAAGCGUGGAGUAAUCUAGCCGCAGCACUGCUUCAUCUCCGUCCUAAGCCAAAAGACGACUUUGAUGCAGGUAACACUACAGAAAGAGUCACCAAUCAUCCCAGACAAGACGCACUGAAAGCCUUCAAACGCGCCGCGGCCCUCAAACACGACAACUCGCGCAUCUGGUCUAACGUCCUCACUGUCGCAGCAUCCACUAACCCGCCAUCAUACACCGACAUCGUAAACGCCCAGCGCCGCAUAUGCGAACUCCGUGGAUCCACUGAUGGCGAAAAAUGCGUGGACGAAGAUAUUCUAGACCUCCUAGUCCGCCACAUCGUCCAGGAAGAAGAAAGCUCAAGUUUCGAUGUCUCCCGACCAGGCCUACCAAGACUAGCAAAUGAGCUUAUCGAAAAACACAUCAAACCCCUCAUCACUAUGUCUCCCAAACUCUGGAUCAUCCUCUCCACCCUCUACAUCCACACCAACCGCCCGUCUUCCGCGCUCGAAGCACAUGAGAAAGCUUGGCGCGCGGCUACUUCGCAGCCGAAGUGGGAGAGCGGGACGGAGGCACAGUGGAAUAGCGUUGUGAAUCAGACGAUUGAUCUCGUGGAUGCGUAUGAGAGUUUAGGUCCGAGGGAAAGGACGGAAGGACUUUCGGAGGGGAGUGGAGCGCUAGUGGCUAAAGAUUGGAGGUUUAAGGCAAGGAGCGCAGUGAGGAGCGUGUUGGGGAAGGGGAGGGAUGUUUGGGAGGGCGGGGACGGGUGGGAGAGGUUGAGUGGGAGGUUAGAGGGGUUGAAAGGGAGGGAUUCGAGCUUUGAGGAAAAUAAGAGAACAGGUAUGUACAAAGGGCGAAAGGCUCAGCUCCUAGAAAGACAAAAUGAAUUGCAUGUUGUCAUAUUACGUAGAACACGACCAGAAAUGUCAACAGGUCGCGAGUUUCUGCUUUAG
Lindgomyces ingoldianus is the source of this 2958-nucleotide messenger RNA. RefSeq names its product TPR-like protein. Gene Ontology annotation, molecular function: protein binding. Lineage: Eukaryota; Fungi; Ascomycota; Dothideomycetes; Pleosporales; Lindgomycetaceae. The record is from RefSeq and is a predicted model, not a curated record. The transcript has 3 exons. Bases 1 to 2958 code for a protein of 985 amino acids.